AAGCUCUUCAUCCAGAUGUCUGGUGCGCCAGGCUCUGGCAAGAGCACGAUGGCAAAAAUGCUCGGAUGCUCCAUCGACGGGGUGGUCAUCGAUCACGAUGUCAUCCGAUCCUCUCUUCUCAAAGCCAACACUCCAUUCGACCAGGCGGCAGCGCAGGCCUACCAGCUUCAGUGGACACUGGCCCAAGACAUCAUGAAGCAAGGCCACAGCAUCAUCAUCGACAGCACUUGCAACUUCCAAGAGGUCCUCGACCAGGGCACUGCACUCGCCAAGCAGCACGGCUUCACCUACUGGUAUGUCGAGUGCAAGGUCCAAGACAUUGAUCUGUUGGACCAGCGGCUGCGCAGCCGGGAUCCGAUGACGAGCCAGCGAACUGGCGUCGACUGUCCCCCUGCUGCCACACACGGCGCUCGGGCAGGCCAAGACUCCCGCGCCCUCUUCCAGAAGUGGAUCGAUCACCCGUGCCGUCCACAUGACAAUGCUGUCGUUGUGGACUCGACGAGAAACCUGGAGACGCUCCGAGACGACGUGCUGAAGCAGAUCAUG
Messenger RNA from Tuber aestivum (summer truffle), 546 nucleotides. Lineage: Eukaryota; Fungi; Ascomycota; Pezizomycetes; Pezizales; Tuberaceae. The record is from the annotation of a GenBank genome assembly.